Molecule: messenger RNA, 2852 nt
Organism: Drosophila virilis
Lineage: Eukaryota; Metazoa; Arthropoda; Insecta; Diptera; Drosophilidae
Product: coiled-coil domain-containing protein 50
Source: RefSeq, a predicted model, not a curated record
GGCUUUCGCUGUUGCAUGAGCUGCGGGCGCGUUCAGCAUUUGCGGCAAAACUGCGAGCUAGCAGACACUUGAAUUGCAGCUGCCCCGUGGACGCGCGCGUUUUGUUUGUCUUGUGUUUUUGUGUGUGCGUGUGUGUGUUGGUGUUUGUGUAGUUAGUGUGAAUUUUAUAAAUAAAUCGCGUGGCGUGAAAGUGAAAUGCGUUGCAAGCAGCAUAACUAAGCACAAGUGGAUGCCACACAGCAUAAACGAGACGCAAUUAAGUGAAAAAUUUCUAAAAAAAAAAAAAAAAAACUAAAGCAAGUCAGGUUUUUGUUGUUGUUUAUCUAUUGAAAGCGACGCCGACGUCGACGCCGCUCAACUGGAAGGCGCGGCAGCAUCAAACCGAAACCUGAAACUGAAAUUGAGCGAACAACAAAAACAACAACAACAAAAGCGACGUCCUUGAGCUCAUAAUUAAAACACCUGUUCAAGCGCAACAACAGCUACAACAAAGACAACAAGAGCAUUUACUCUCUCUCUUCUAACUCUCUUCCUCUGAAUAACAACAAAAGAGAGAGAGAGAUGAAUAAUUUCACAACGACAACGGCCGCUGUGCCCAAAAAGGAUGCGCUGCCUCGAUCGGGGCAUGUUACAGAGGUUUGCAAGGAAUGGCUCGUGCGUGAGGACGGCGCCCUGGCCUACAAGCUGCAGUCCCAGGAGAUUAAUGACUUUUAUAAGGGCAAUCGCUAUAGGAACGCGGUGGUGCGCGAAGAUUUCCCCACGGCUCUGCAUGAGCAAAUCAAGGAAACGGAACAGGCCCAGCGUCAGGUGGAGGCCUACAGGAGACGCCUCACCGAACAGGAGGAGCACGAUAAACGCAUUGCCAAAGAAAUUGCCGACAAGCUGGAACGCGAUCUGCAGGAACAGCAGCAAAAGGAGCUGCAGCAGAGCGAGCUAAUAGCACAGAAAAUGCAGGAAAUCUAUGUGAAUCUGCCGCCCGUGCCGCCGCCAGCAACGCGGGACAAGAGCCGCCCGCCGCCGCGACCAGCCAAAGCAAGUAUACGCCAGCAACAGCAACAACUGCAACAGCACGAACCCAAUGGCAGCCUUGAGCCCAGCACCUCACAGCAAGCUAGAUAUCUCAGUCAGCAGCAGCAACCGUUGCAGCUGCAGCAGCAACACUUUUCACAAACAGACAACUAUGUAGGACUCUCGCUUAUACCAAAUAUUAUUGAUAUGCCAGCAGCAGCAACAACACACAGUAGACUACACCCAACACAUGCACCGCACAAUCAGCUGUUGGUGAGUGAUGCUGAACACGCGCCAACAACAGCAGCAACAGCAAUAACUACGGCACAGCAACAGUCACGCCAGCAACACGCACAUCAAUCAGCACGUCGCCCAGCACCAGCUUCAUCCACAUUGCACAGCACCACCUCAUCCCAGCACACGACACCUACACACAUCAAUCAUGAUGAGCUGGUGGAUUAUGCCGAUGUUGCUGACAGCAUACGCGGCCUGUCAGCAGCAACAGCAGCCGCUGCAGCAGCAACAGCAGCAACUGUUGGUGAUGCGGCCAUGCCGCCACGUUCAGCCUCACACGAGAACUUACUGCGUACCGAACCCAAAUUUCAGAAAUUAUCGCCGGAGAAGUACGAUCAAAUGGUGGGAAACUUUGCGCUGGGCAAUGCGAAGGCCGCCGAGCGGCACAUGCAGCAGCAUGCCGAUGAUAUUGAGCUCUAUGUGGAUCCCUGCGAUUAUGCGAGCCUGCGUGAAAUUGGACUGCCGCCGGAGGAGCUGCACGAGCUGAGCAAGAAGCUCAAGCAGGAGCAGAAGGAUGAGCUGCUGGCGCGUCGCCUGCAGGCCAUCGAGAGCAAGGAUAGCGUGCGGCAGGAGAUACGCGAUCGCAUGCUGGCCAUCGAGGCGCAGGACAAGGAACUGGCCAAGAUGCUGCAAGAGCGCGAGAAAGCCAAGAUGAAGCGCGCCAAGGAGAAGGCGCGCCUGCGCAAAUCGCAGCAGAAGGAGGCAGGAGCUGGCGGCGCAGCUGGCAGCGGGGUGAACAGCCUGCUCUGCGGCACGAACGGCUCACAUUGCGGCCCGCUGCUGGCGCUGCCACAGGACUGUCUGUCCGCCGCACAAGCGCCAGCCGACAUCGAUGUGGAGGCCUAUUCGAAUCCCAUAGAUGUGCUGAACAGCAGCCGCGAGCAGCGCCAGCCCAAUGGCACCCUGACCAAUGGCAGCCUUGGGCGGGACAGCGGCUCCUCGCACGGCGGCUCGAUGCAGCGGCAACAGCGACAGGCGGCGGCGGCAGCCAGCAGUCUGACACGCGCCGAGGAUGACAUCUAUACGCUGCCCGUGGACAGCUGUCGGCCGGGCGGACACGUCGCUCAGCGGCCCAUCUCACUGCAUCUGGCCGCGGAGUCCGUGCAGCUGCAGCAGCAGCACAAUUCCAUGACGCGUUCGGAGCACUUUGGCUCGGAGGCGGGCUCCCAUGACAGCACGCUGUCCAGCGGCCACGAUGUCGGGCCGCAUCUCAAGUACUCCAAGUCCGGCAACUUUGGUAUAUAUAUCAAAGCGCCAGCCCCACGCCGCCUUAUAUGCCAAUUCAGGGUACGCGCCGAUCGAAUUCAAGUGAAGAUCGUAAAAAGAAACUGAAGGACAACAAGUGCACGCAUCAGUGAAGGAAGCAGCUGCCCAACCUUUUCUUCAUUUACUAUAAUUAAUUAUUUUCUCCAAAAACAAUGCAAUUGUUCAGCUCACAUCAACUUUCAUAGAUACACACAACUACAAUUUUUAAUUAUAAACUUAGCUUUUGCAUAAGCUUAGAUAACAGAUAAAGAUAACAGAUAACUCAGUUAUGGGUUUAAAAUAAA